AGAAACACACAGAGUGAAAAACAGACGAUCAGAUUCACCUUCAGACCAAACUGACAACUUCCUCUGAGUGAGUUCAGCUACAGGAGAGAAAAGUGGAAAACUACAACACUGCUGACGCUCCACACACUGAAGCUUCAGAGACAAAAUGGCUUCCAGAUCAGAGGAGGAUCUCUGCUGUCCGGUCUGUCAGGAGGUCUUCAGAGAUCCUGUUGUUCUGUCAUGUAGCCACAGCUUCUGUAAAGUCUGUCUGAAGAGCUGGUGGAGACAGAAACAAGCACCUGAGUGUCCAGUUUGUAAGAGAAGAUCUUCAAAGGAAGAACCACCUCGUAACCUGGUGUUAAAGAACCUGUGUGAGGCCUUCUUACAGGAGAGAGAUCAGAGAGCUUCAGAGGCUCUCUGCAGUCUGCACUCUGAGAAACUCAAACUCUUCUGUCUGGACCAUCAGCAGCCAGUGUGUGUCGUCUGCAGAGAUUCAGAAAAACACAGCAACCACAGAUUCAGACCCGUCGAUGAAGCUGCACGACAACACAAGAAGGAACUUCAGGAAACUCUGGAGCCCUUAAAGGAGAAGUUAAAGGUUUGUGAACGAGUUAAAGUGAAGUUUGAUCAAACAGCAGAACACAUGAAGGUCCAGGCCCGACACACAGAGAGG
Molecule: messenger RNA, 652 nt
Organism: Micropterus dolomieu (smallmouth bass)
Lineage: Eukaryota; Metazoa; Chordata; Actinopteri; Centrarchiformes; Centrarchidae
Product: E3 ubiquitin-protein ligase TRIM17-like
Exons: 2
Molecular function (GO): zinc ion binding
Source: RefSeq, a predicted model, not a curated record